AUGACGCCCGCAAAUGCCGUAUCCGUCGAGGUUGUUACAGAAGUAAGGAAGGUUGUGUCAGUCGUCAAGGUGGUUUCUGUCGAUAUGCAAGUGCAGAGCAGCCAGAACAGACAUCAUGAAGUUGAUGGCGAAAAGAGGGAAAUGUUUCAAAUACCUGAGGUUCCUGAUCCUGCAGUCAAUGUGGAGUUAACCAGAGGGAAGGGUGCCGUUGUCAUACUUGUCGCCACAGGCCCAGCUGAUAAUAUUGUCGUGCCAGCCGUGGAUGCCGUUGCCCAAACAGAAGUACUGGAGUUGCUCAAUGGAAACGGUGGCGAGACUGGGGUUGAUGAGGUUGUGGCUGUCUCAUUCAGGCCAGCCGACGAGGAUGUCGCCGGCAAGCUUGUGGACACUGUAGCAUUCGAAGAUGUCAAAGCUGCGCCAGUAGGCUCGGCAGUCGAAGUUGAAUUUGGGCCAGUGCCAGUCACGAGGGUUCCGGUGAAUACGAAGGAGGAAGUACUGUUGGUGAGAGGAAAUGGUGCUGAGCUUGUCCUCGCUGUGGACACGCUUGUUGUUAACGAGGUGGAUGUGCUUGUCGUCAAGGUCACCGAGGUGUUCGUCUUCACAGAAACCGACAAGACUGUAUGA
This is a messenger RNA of Diaporthe amygdali, 624 nucleotides long. RefSeq lists its product as uncharacterized. Lineage: Eukaryota; Fungi; Ascomycota; Sordariomycetes; Diaporthales; Diaporthaceae. The record is from RefSeq and is a predicted model, not a curated record. The transcript is spliced from 2 exons. The coding region runs from base 1 to 624 and encodes 207 amino acids.